CAACCAUGCUCUUGUUCGCGAGCGUGGUGGUUUAGCUGGAAACGCCGGAGAUGGGGGGCAGAGGCCGGCCGAGAAAGAAAGAUCCGCCGCCCAAGGGUGGGUCUGCAACAAAAACCAGAGAUCUGAAAGAUGAUAAUGGGGAGCAAAAUAGCAUCUCAGUUGAGGAAACCAACAAAGAGCAAACAGAGGUCGUGAAGCUUGCUGCUCACAAUCCUCACCAGAUGGGUCUUGAAAGUGAGAAAUCAGGGCGUUUGAGCCCAGAUCUAGGGGAGAAAGAAGGGGACGAUGAAGGGAUUUUGCUAGAUCUAGCUGUCUCGACGCAAGGCCAGAGGAAAAGCAGAUCUGAUGCUGGUUCCAGGGAUGAUAGAGCAGAUAAGGGGAAGAACGAGGCCGACCCCGUGGAAGGGAAAGCAGCGAAGGGAAAGAAGGGAGUGCACUCGGAGACUCAGCCCUCUGUCAUCCAGAUGAAGCAACCUGCGGGGGAAAAGGAAGCUGGUUCUACAUCCGGUACGGCGAGUUCUCCUAGUGUUCGGUGGAGUGACCUGAUUGAGAAGGAGAAAGGGGAAGUUCAACCAUCCCUAAAGCAGAAGCCACUGCGUAGUUGGGCUUCGGUUGUGGAAGGGAAUAGGGAUAUCAGUAAAGGAUGGGAUUUGCAAUACAUAAAACCUCAAGAUCCAACUGGUGCUGUGGUUAUUACCGAGGAUGAGUGGGUUCAAGGGUCAAAGAUUUGGGAGAAUGCUCUUGUUGGGUAUGUUCUGGGAUCUAAACCUGAGUUUAAGGAUAUUGCUAAUUUCGUGAAUAACAGGUGGAGGGAAUUCCAGGUGCCUAAGGCAUUUAUGCUGCGAAAUGGAGUUUUCUUAUUUGAUUUUGGUAAUGGAAACGCAAAGCAGGCGGUGCUAGAGAGGCGCUGGACAUUUAAUGGGCACCCUUUGAUUUUGAAACAGUGGACUCCAGAUUUUGAUCCUGACAAUUUGGAUAUCAGUAAGAUUCCUGUCUGGAUCCAAUUUCCUGAACUCCAUUUGAGUCUUUGGAACCCUGAGAGCUUAGGAAAGCUAGCAAGUUAUGUAGGAGUUCCUAUUGCAACUGAUGCAUUAACAGCCAAAAGGCAAAGAGUGGCUUAUGCUCGUAUGCUAGUAGAGAUGGAAAUCACGGACACUCUGCCCCGUGUAAUUCCUAUUAUUGGUCCAAAGGGUGUGUUCCAACAGCCUGUGGUCUAUGAAUGGGAGCCUAUCAGAUGUGGUAAAUGUAGAAACCUGGGGCAUGAAGAGAGGAAAUGCACUGCUAAGGAAAAAAAGUUGUGGGUUCCAAAAAAACCUGCCGAGGAGCAGGUGUGCAAACUGCUACAAAUGUGAAGCAGAGUA
This is a messenger RNA of Rubroshorea leprosula, 1361 nucleotides long. The record is from the annotation of a GenBank genome assembly. NCBI's taxonomy places the organism in Eukaryota, Viridiplantae, Streptophyta, Magnoliopsida, Malvales, Dipterocarpaceae.